Messenger RNA from Malassezia pachydermatis, 1107 nucleotides. RefSeq names its product domain membrane protein. Gene Ontology annotation, biological process: magnesium ion transport. NCBI's taxonomy places the organism in Eukaryota, Fungi, Basidiomycota, Malasseziomycetes, Malasseziales, Malasseziaceae. The transcript has 2 exons. Gene Ontology annotation, molecular function: magnesium ion transmembrane transporter activity. Gene Ontology annotation, cellular component: membrane. The coding region runs from base 1 to 1107 and encodes 368 amino acids. The record is from RefSeq and is a predicted model, not a curated record.
AUGAGCCUGGGCGAGACUGGCAACUUUUUGUCCUACGGCUUUGCGCCUGCCUCGCUCGUUUCUCCGUUGGGCGCUGUCUCACUGCUCUCCAAUGUGAUCAUCGCGCCGGCACUUCUUCAUGAGCCCAUGACACACUCUGACUUGCUUGGCAUUGCGCUCGCCAUCCUUGGCGCUGUGGCUGUGGUCAGCAGCAUCGGUCCCUCUGGCAGUGAGCCGAUGGAUCCGCCCGCGCUCUGGUCGGCGUUAGCGUGUCCCACGUUUGUGGUCUAUGCGCUCUUGAUGCUUGCGUUGGGCAUUGGUCUUAUGAUGGCCUGCCACACGUCGAUCGGACGUCGCUCGAUUCUCGUGCAUGUGGGCGUGUGUGGCGUAUUUGGCGGGUUCACUGUCCUUGCGACGAAGGGCGUCUCGUCGUUUGUCGUGCAUGCCCACGAUGCUCGGAUUCUACACGAGCCGCUAUUCUAUGUCUUGCUGGCCGUCCUUGUGUCUACGGCUCUUUUACAACUCGCGUACUUAAAUGGCGCGCUGCAGCGCUUUGAUUCGCGUCAUGUCAUACCAACGCAAUUUGUCCUUUUUACGGUCUCCACGAUUGUUGGCUCCUCAAUUUUGUACCACGACUUUGCCAAGCUGCGAUGGCCCGCCAUUACCGGCUUUUCAUUAGGAUGCACAUGCACGUUUAUCGGCGUGUUUGUGCUUACCUGGGACUUUGGUUCUCGGCCUACGGAAAGUCCCGUCCCUACAACGCCUCACAUUGUUGUAGAGGAGCCCAGCACGUCUCCAUCGCCAGCGCAGUUGGGCGAGCCGAUGCCUGUGCCUGAGAUUCCACGGCGUCGUUCCAUGGCCGAUCUCAUGGAACGAUCACGCUCUUCGCUCGUCGACGUAGCCCAUGUGCUUGUCGGCACGUCGGCACGCUCGAUCACGGAGCCGGCGCAGCCCACCAAACCGACUCAUCGUCGCACUCGCUCUCGUCCAGACUUACAUCCUCACGUUCUCAACGAGGCUUUGGGCUAUACACGCGAUUCGGAUGUCCUGCACGAUGCGCAGCCGACGUUCCUUGGUCUUAGCCCUGGCCGCAAUCUGCUCAUUCGUCGGAAAGAUUUAGCCAACUGA